AACAAAAUAGAACAAGGACUAAAAAGUAACAAGUGGUGGCGAAACAGGCGGAGAUGGGAGCAGGGAAAAGCGGUUUCGACACCACGUCGAAGCAGGCGUUGCUGCUGCAGGAUUCCCACUCACUAUAGGGUUUGAAUCUUUUUCUUUUCCACAUUGCCUUCAGAGUAGCCGCCUCCCUCCCUCCUUCUCGUCGCCUCGCGCCAUCAUUCAUCUCCUAACCUCUUGCUGCAACUCAAAGAAGAAAGGUUAGCGUAACAGCAAACUAUCAUUCAUUCAAUAUUCUUCUCCCCCAUCGUCGAUCAAUCUCUGUUUUUUUAUUCGACGACAGUCUUCUUCUCGUUACCUGCAUUGCCGCUCCCACGCUCGCACCGCUUUGAUUACUCAAAGUUUGUUCCUUUGAUUGCAGCAGCACCGGAGCAGAAGCUGUUCUAUUUUGCUGGAGUACCAUGGCGCCGGAACCGCCCAAGAAGCUCAAGUUUGCGCCAAAAGCCCCUCCUCGGCGGGCACCGAAGCCUGAAGUUAAGGCAGAAAAGGUCGAGGAGACUGACGCGGAACGGGCUAUGAAACUCAUGCAACAGUUUGAAGAAAGGUCACUCAGGGGAAGGAAUAAGAUCGAAAAGAAAGUGCAAGCAUCGCAUGUUGCAUUUGGAUUUGGUGGGAGCUCUACCUUAAAAUCAUAUGGCAUGCCCAAACUUAAGAGCAUGGGUAACAGAGAUCAGAGUUCGUCUUUUGGUGGUACUGCUACACCUGGGCUGGCUCAGAAAGAGUAUGAAGAACCAUGGGAUUAUUACAGUUAUUAUCCCGUUACACUUCCCUUGAGGAGACCAUAUUCAGGAAAUCCAGCAACUCUUGACGAGCAGGAAUUUGGGGGAUCUGGAGAACAACCAACUUAUGAUGAAAACAUACCAAGCCCCGCAGAGGAUCUUGAUUUAUUGGAGGAAAAUGUUGAACCCAGCAUGUUCUUUAUUCAGCUACCCACUAUGUUGCCUGUGACCAAAAGAUCGUCUACCACAGAAGGGAAAGAGGUAAAGGAAAAGUCUGCACCAUCUGGAGGUGCAGGAUGCAGGUUAGAAGAGUUACCUCCUGGGUUCAUGGGUAAAAUGCUAGUGUAUAAAAGUGGUGCGGUUAAGCUUAAGCUUGGUGAUACCAUCUACAAUGUUUCUGUCGGUAUGGAGGGUACAUUUGCUCAGGACAUUGUUGCAAUUAACACAGCGGAGAAGCAGUGCUGCGCUGUUGCAGAGAUUGACAAGCGUGCUAUUUUGAUCCCCGAUGUUGAAGGCAUCACAAACGCCAUGGCUGAUUUAUGAUGAUAUACACCCAAAUCACAAUAGAGUGAAGCCUAUAAAUUCAUUAAAUUCUUUCAAGAGAAAGCAAUACAGGUUACACAUCCAAAUUUUGCCUCGUGAUGUAUUACUGAUACCAACUAGUGUUUGAAGUAGAGAAAUAUGAAGGAAAGAAAUGAAGUUUCGGUUACGUUUUGUUUCCAGUCCUGGAUCAUUAUGAGCUGUUGCAAAGAGAUUGUCUUGUUAAGAAGUCCUCCUAGUUUAAGUUAUUUGAGUGAUGCGGCUGUUCUUAAUCUUGUUUAGCUUCUGUUGAUGUUAUUGGAACAGAUGAAACCAGAGAAGGAACUUGGUUGUGAUCUUGUUCAGAUGCAUGUUCUCGAGCGCACAGUAAACUGCACAAUUGAGC
This is a messenger RNA of Linum trigynum, 1689 nucleotides long. The record is from the annotation of a GenBank genome assembly. Lineage: Eukaryota; Viridiplantae; Streptophyta; Magnoliopsida; Malpighiales; Linaceae.